Messenger RNA from Prinia subflava (tawny-flanked prinia), 1057 nucleotides. It is a transcript of the gene MPV17, whose product is annotated as mitochondrial inner membrane protein MPV17. Lineage: Eukaryota; Metazoa; Chordata; Aves; Passeriformes; Cisticolidae. The record is from RefSeq and is a predicted model, not a curated record. Gene Ontology annotation, cellular component: membrane; cytoplasm; mitochondrion. Bases 209 to 877 code for a protein of 222 amino acids. The transcript has 7 exons. Gene Ontology annotation, biological process: cellular response to reactive oxygen species.
GGCGGCGCAGGCGCUCACCGCCGGGGCCCUCAUGGGAGCUGGGGAUGUGAUUGCACAGCAGCUGGUGGAGCAGCGGGGGCUGCGCGGGCACCAGUGCCCCCGCACCCUGAAAAUGAUGGGCAUUGGCUUCUGCUUUGUGAGCUGGAGCAGGGCCGUGUAACCAGCCCUGGAGCCCCCCAGCCCUGACCACUGUGACCAGUGAGGACAGAUGCUGCUCCUCACCUGCUGGCUCCUGCAGGGCCCUGUUGUGGGCAGCUGGUACAGGAUUCUGGAUUGGCUCAUCCCGGGGAAUACCAAAGUUGUGGCUGUGAAGAAGGUGCUCCUGGACCAGGGGGGUUUCGCUCCAUGUUUCCUUGGCUGCUUCCUGGCUGUCACAGGGGCCACCAACGGGCUGUCGGUGCAGGACAACUGGUCCAAGAUCCAGCAGGACUACAUGGAUGCCCUGGUGACCAAUUACUAUCUGGCCACCCGUGCAAAUCGCCAACUUCUACUUUGUGCCCCUGCAGCACAGGCUGGCUGUUGUCCAGUGCGUUGCCAUCGUCUGGAACUGCUACCUGUCCUGGAAAGCGAAUCGGAUGUGAGGCGGGGCCGUGUCCCGUCCCUGUCCCCAGCCCGUGCACUGCCUGACCACAGGUGGCCGUGGGCAGGCUGGGACAGGCAGGUCCUGGCAGCACCGUCCCGCUCUGUUCUCAGGGGAGCACCGUCCCCUACGGCCACAGCCCCCCUGCCCCAGGGAGAAGGUGGUGCCAGGACAGGCCUGGAUCUGCUCUGGCUGCUGUGCGGCAGCCCUGCCCACGAGGCAUUUCUCCAUCUGUGCUCAGCCAUUUCUGAGCCCUUGCCUGCUCACAGGGUGGUCCUGCCCCGAGUGCCACUCUGACCUUCCCCAUGGCACAUCCUGAGGGAAAAGAGGGGCAGAAAUGGAGCAGGGCUGGCCCUGGGCUGGCUGUGCCGUGGGCACAGAACUGGCAGCACUGCAGGCUGGAGAUGCUCCCCUGAAGAUGGGGUCUGCUGUGGCUCUGCUGUGGACAGUCAGAGCAUCAAUAAAUGCUGGUCUUCA